UUCUCUAGCCCCGCCCCCCUACGCACACCUGUUGCACACACCAACCGCACCUGAGAGCCUCUCCCACCGUCAGAGAUGCGCCCAGCGAGGGCAAAUACUCCCCUCCACUAUUUUUCCUGUCUGACAAGUCUGAAUGCAACCGUUCCUUCACCGCCUCAAGCUGACUUGACAUGCUAGAGCUCCUGGCCUACCUCCAUGAUCCGGAGCUUGUGGCCCGGUUCCAGAGACGGUGCGGACUCUUCCUCAUCGAGGCCGCGCAUCACAGCGGAGGGACUACACCCGUCUCGACGGGAAGACAAAACCGCAGCGACAAACCACGUGGACACCUGCGGGAAGCCAGCGACCACCUGGACAAGACUGCGCACUAUAAACUCAAGGCAUCUGGAUCUGCUAAUGGUGACCCAGGCAGGCCUCAGUAUGAGGUGAGGAACUGGCUGCUGUACUUCCUCUUCCUGCUCUCAGCAGGUCUGGGACAUGAAGUCUUCUACAUCACCUGUUUGCCCUGCAUCCACUGGAACGUGGACCCCUUUCUCUGCCGACGCCUUGUUAACAUCUGGACUCUGGUGAUGUACGUCGGCCAGCUGAUGAAGGACGUGCUGAAGCUACCUCGGCCUCUGUCGCCCCCUGUGGUCAAACUGGAGACGCGCGUCAUUGCCGAAUACGGCCUGCCCUCCACCCACGCCAUGGCCGCCACUGCCAUCUCCUUCACCUUGCUGCUCAGUGCCACUUCCAGGAUACAGUUCCAGUUUGAGGUGGGUCUCCUGAUCGCAGUGGUGCUGUCCUCUCUGGUGUGUCUCAGCCGUCUGUACACGGGCAUGCACUCAGUUCUGGAUGUGAUCUGUGGUGCUUUGAUCUCAGCCGUCCUGAUGUUCCUCACUUACCCAUACUGGGACACGUUUGACCGCUUCCAGCUCACCAGCCCCAUCUCCCCGAUUGUGGCGCUGGCACUGCCCCUCUUCCUCAGCUACACAUACCCCGAGCUGGACCAUUACAGCACCACACGGGGCGACACAACCACUAUUUUAGGAGUUGGAGCCGGGUGCUCUGUGGGGUACUGGGUGAAUGAACAACUUGGGCAUACUUUUGAGCCCCAGGGGGUGUUACCUGUACCUCUACCCACACUUACAGCAAAUACUCUGGCAUUAGGCACCGGCCGGUUCUUUGUGGGGGUUGUGGCGUUAGUGGGAACUCGACAGAUCGUGAAGACGGUGAGUCUGUGGGCAUUGUACUCUUGGUACCGAGUACCACAAAAUGACACAAAUGCCAAGAAGAGGAGAAAGAUUGAAGUGCCUUACAAGUUUGUCACAUAUACAUCUAUUGGCCUUGUUAAUUCUAUAUUGGUUAACAGAAUCUUUGUUCUGCUGCAUCUGCUAUGACCCAAUGGUAUAACACAAAUAAAAUACAACUUAUUUUUCUCACACAACUGACUUAAAUUUAUUGAAUCAUUUUCCCCACACAGCCUCUCGUAUGAUCAGUUUUUGUUGUGGUUUUAAUCAUGCCAGUUUGGCUCGUCUUCACAAAACCUGUGCAAACCAGAACGUCUUCAGGAAAUAUGUCUAGGUUCACUGCCAUUUCCUCACGAGGGAGAGCUCCACCUUGAAUCUGAGAAGUUCAUACAAGUCAGGAAAACCUGAUCAAAACCAGUUCAGCUGAAACUUUGCAACUUCUUUUCAGUCUCACCUCUGUCUUGUCUUUACUUUGCAGUGCUGUGUUGGGUUUGAAUUGGCUGUCCUCUAUGCUGUUCUUUUUACACUCACGGGCAACACGCAGAAAAGAGUCAACUUGACACUACAACAGUAGACCUGGGAAGGAAUGCUGGUGCACCUGUCGGACAUCAUUGCAAUGCAUUGCAUCAUGCAGGCAUCUUGUUAUGAUUUGCUUUCAUAUGCAGGAACAUUUUAACUUUGAAAGAAUCUAAGUAUCAACA
Molecule: messenger RNA, 1927 nt
Organism: Myripristis murdjan (pinecone soldierfish)
Lineage: Eukaryota; Metazoa; Chordata; Actinopteri; Holocentriformes; Holocentridae
Gene: sgpp2
Product: sphingosine-1-phosphate phosphatase 2
Exons: 5
Coding region: 171-1376 (401 amino acids)
Biological process (GO): sphingosine metabolic process
Cellular component (GO): endoplasmic reticulum membrane
Molecular function (GO): sphingosine-1-phosphate phosphatase activity
Source: RefSeq, a predicted model, not a curated record